This is a messenger RNA of Drosophila ananassae, 1813 nucleotides long. RefSeq names its product probable insulin-like peptide 6 (gene Ilp6). The record is from RefSeq and is a predicted model, not a curated record. The transcript is spliced from 3 exons. The coding region runs from base 1199 to 1567 and encodes 122 amino acids. NCBI's taxonomy places the organism in Eukaryota, Metazoa, Arthropoda, Insecta, Diptera, Drosophilidae.
GCGUCGCUACAACGGUUCUUUUUCAAUUUGGCUGUGAAACAACGAAGAACGUUCUUCCGAAACCGACCGAGAAGAAAGACAACGAAGAAAAGGAAAAGUGGUCGUCAAGCUAAAAAAAGAAAGAAAGUGCAACAGCUUUAGAAGUAAGAAAGAAGAAAGAGUAGCGCGAAAUCUAAUUAUAGAAAGAGAAGAUCUAAAAAUAAACAAUCGACAAACAUCGACAAACAAAAAAAAAGCCAAUCGGCGGCCAUCGGAGAAUAGAAGUAUCGGAAAGAGAGAGUCUUCGCAGGCUCUCCCGCAGCUGAUCCAACAACAACAAGAAGGACACGCCAAGCACCGCUAUGAGCGCCGAGGAGAGAAUCUAAGGAGAGUGACCAAAGCACACGCGAGAGAGUCCAAGAGAGAGAGAGUGCGAUCAAGUUUGAGUUCGACUCAAAUCGUAGCUCCCAAGCCAGUCGAGUUCCCCAGCUCCCAAAAGCGUUUCCAAUUCCAAGCCAGCCGCAACAAUCGGCGGAAUAUAAAUAUAUUCAAAAAUCGCAAAAAGAGAUAUAUAAACAUUAUAUAUAUAUCUCUGAUCCUGCGACGCGAUGCAACAACAACAAAAUACCGCAGCAAGAAACGCAGCAGCAGCGGCCAAAGUUCUCUACUUCCACGCCACUCCAAAGCACACCGAUAGUCGUCUAACGAUAACGCAAGGACACUAAUAUCGAUAAUAAUCGCUUCGCGUAAUUCGUACUCCUUUUUUUUUUGCACGUAUCCUAAUUUAAACCAAACCAAAAAAAAAACCCAAAAAAAACCUUAAACAUAAAUUUAAAAACUAAAAAAAAAAACGAACAACAAACCCACCAAAGAGGAAACCCUUAAAAAAAAGAAACAAGGAUAUAAUUAUUAUUAGUCGUUUUGUUUUGUUUUGUUUUUAAUUUUUUUUCGUCAAUUGAUUGUGAUUUUGAAACUGUGUGAUCGCAAAAGAAUUAAACUGCAAAUUAACAAAAAAGAAAGUUCCUUAAGCAAGUGAUAAUCCAAAAUAUAUAGAACUCUAAAGACAACGACACUAUAUACACUAUAUAUCUCUAUAUACCUUGAUCUGUAUCGAGUCGAGGACUACCAAGGAAACCCCAUAUAUCACACUAUAUAAAUAUAUAUAUAUAAUACCAGAAUAUAUUCCGUCAAAAGUCUGGUGAAAGAGCAGCAUGCAAAUAUGAUUUCCGUAGUGCCAACGUCCAAGAUCCUGCUAGUGCUGGCCACAUUUUUCGUAGUGCUGGCUUCCCUGAACCUAAUCAGUAAUUGGAUGCAGGUGGCACAGGUGGGGGCCAGUCCAGUUACCAUCACAGACUCCCGACGGGACACAAUCCCGAGAAGAUUCUGCGCCGAUAUGCUGGCCGAUGAAAUUAGUUUGGUCUGUGCCGGACAAUUUCUGUCCCUACGCGAUGCUUUUCCCAAUAGUUUUGGGAAUCGCAAUAAACGUCAAGGAACACCCGAUGGCUCCUUAACUCGCAAUUGUUGUAUUAACAAAUGCAGUUACGCCCAGCUCCGGCAGUACUGUGCCCCCUCAAGCGAAAAUUCCUGAAAAAAGGAUAACUAAUAUAUAAUAUAUCACAUCUACACACAUCUAUAUCCUUCUCAAGAAAACCUCAACAAAAAAAAACAACACAACACCACAAUUCCCAUUCAGUUUUCAUCAAUAAGCUCUAAAAAAAAAAAGAAAAGAAAAAAAAUCAAGCAGUCUCCCAUAGAGUCCACUAAGUUACAUUACUAAUUUAAACUAUACACUAACUAAAUUCUGUAAAAUAAUAAACAAAAUUAAUGAAAUGGA